AUGGGCCUCAAGGGUGGUGAUGGAAAGAGGCUGGAGGUCCCGGUGGACAGUGUAGACCUCGACCUCACAGAGAGUGAACUGCUCCUCCCGGCCCGGGAUGGUGAUGGUGACGUAGCGGCCGCGGAGGCCGUGGCAGCAGAUGGUGCUGAGCGACCCAGGACUGGCGGGUGCCCUAUUGCUACGCGCCUAUUGCUGCGCGCCGCCCUCCGCUCGCCCUGCGCCCCCCUGCGCCUGCUCUGCCGCGACUUCCACGCCGAGGAGCUCUCCGUCUCCACCGUCGUCUCCCUGCUGGACUCCCUGGAGCCUGCUGCCGUCCGCAGAGUUGUUUUACGCUUCAACAACCUGGGGCUGGCGGGGCUGUGCGAAGUGCUGCCUCACCUCGGCCGCUUCCCCGCGCUGCGCAGCCUCAAGCUGCCCUACAGCAACGUGGACGUGCGCCGCACAGCCCCGGGCACGGACGCCGGCAUCCGCUGCUUGGCCGCUCACCUCCGGGCCUUGCCUGCCCUCAAGGAGCUCGAUUUGUACUCCUCCAGGCUUUCUGGGAGACUCAGGCAGCUCCUGGGCGAGCUGCAGACUCCCCUGGAGAGUCUGGCGCUGGCCUUCUGCUGCCUGCUCCCCUCCGACCUCAUCUUCCUGUCCUCGAGCCUCCACGCGCCCUCCCUGCUCCAGCUGGACCUGAGCGGCCACAACCUCAUGUCCCCCAGCCUCCUGCAACCCUUGCGGACGCUGCUGGAAGCCGCUUCGUGCUCGCUGCUGCAGCUGGAGCUGCUGGAGUGUCAGCUGGGGGACGCGGAGCUGGAGCUGCUGCUGCCGGCGCUGCGCCGCUGCCGCCGCCUGCGCUGCCUCGGUCUCCUCGGCACCCCCCUGAGCGCGGCGGCGCUGGGCGGCCUGGCCCGGCCCUGCGCGGCCCUGCCCGACCUGCGCCUCGUGGGCUACUCGCAGCCGCCGCGGGGCUCCGGCCACCACACCCCCACGCAGGGGGAGGAGGGUUUCCCGGCGGAGCUGUGCCGGCUGCUGGCGAGCGCGGGUAGAGCAGACGCCGUGUGGACGACCAGCCUCCAGCGCUACGGAGCCAUCGACUACUUCAGCUUGUAGCAUCCCCCCCCCAGGGAAGCUUCACCUCGGGGCGCUGUGCCGGGCUCUGGGCUGUGCCACUCGCUUAUGGUGAGUUCAUUAAAGCCAACCCCACCUUGCCCGAUUAACCCAAGUCCUCCUGGGAUGCUUGGCAGGAGGAAGUGGCAGAGCUCAGCGGAGGGGAUGGAGCUCUUCUGCUUUUAAUGGACCAAGGAGAGAGCUGGCUGCUGUUCUGGCACACAGGGCACUGACCAGAGAAUCAUUACAGAUGGAAAAGCCCUUUGAGCUGCUGGAGUCCAACCCUGACCCCACAGUGCCACAGCCACCACUGAGCCACGGCCCUCAAGCACCUCAGCCCCACGGCUCUGGGACCCCUCCAGGGCUGGGCACUCCCCCAGCUCCCUGGGCAGCCUGGCACAGGGGCUGACACCCCUCUCAGGGAAACAGUUCUGCCUCAGCUCCAGCCUCAACCUCCCCUGGGGCACCCUGAGCCCCUUUCCUCUUGGCCUGUAGCUUUUAACUUGGCAGCAGAGACCGACCCUCUCAGCCACAGCCAGGGAGUCAGAGUGAUCAGGUCUCCUCUGAGCCUCCUUCUCUGCAGACUGAACCUUUG
Molecule: messenger RNA, 1687 nt
Organism: Colius striatus (speckled mousebird)
Lineage: Eukaryota; Metazoa; Chordata; Aves; Coliiformes; Coliidae
Product: leucine-rich repeat-containing protein 14-like
Cellular component (GO): cytoplasm
Source: RefSeq, a predicted model, not a curated record